Messenger RNA from Ictalurus punctatus (channel catfish), 2864 nucleotides. RefSeq names its product adrenoceptor alpha 1Bb (gene adra1bb). The record is from RefSeq and is a predicted model, not a curated record. Gene Ontology annotation, cellular component: membrane. Gene Ontology annotation, biological process: adenylate cyclase-activating adrenergic receptor signaling pathway; positive regulation of cytosolic calcium ion concentration; phospholipase C-activating G protein-coupled receptor signaling pathway. Lineage: Eukaryota; Metazoa; Chordata; Actinopteri; Siluriformes; Ictaluridae. Bases 210 to 1673 code for a protein of 487 amino acids. Gene Ontology annotation, molecular function: alpha1-adrenergic receptor activity. The transcript is spliced from 2 exons.
AUGGAACCGGAAAGCGCUUCACUUCCCCCAUAGUAUAAAAAAAAAUCAGUGUAGAGGGAAAAGGAAAUGGGGGAGUGACGCGGUGCGCAUCAGGGAUCUGGAAUCGCACGGGUUCACGGGUCCGAGUGAACUCAGACACACAGAUUAUUUUCACUCCUGCAGUUUUACUCUUUUACAGCGUGAAGGAGGGAGGAUCAUGUCUUGCAAGCAUGACUCCCGAAAAUGACUCGUGCGCGCUCUUUAACGGCACCGGGUGUAACGGGACCGGAUCGAACCACCCGCCCGUGCGCCUCUCUCGCGCGCUGCCUUUGGGACUGGUCCUGGGAGCGUUUAUCGUCUUCGCGGCUGUCGGCAACGCGCUGGUCGUGGCCUCAGUGCUGCGCGACAGACGCCUGCGCGCGCCGACACACUGGCUGAUCGCGAACCUGGCGGCGGCGGACCUGCUGCUGAGCGCCGCCGUGCUGCCGGUGUCGGCGGCGCACGAGAUCCUCGACCGCUGGGCUUUCGGGAGCGUCUUCUGCGACGUGUGGGCCGCGCUGGACGUGCUGUGCUGCACGGCGUCCAUCCUGAGCCUGUGCGUCAUCUCGGUGGACCGCUACGUCGGCGUGAGCCGCCCGCUGGCCUACACGAGCAUCGUGACGCACCGCCGCGCGGUGCUCGCCGCGCUCUCGGUGUGGCUCGUCUCCGUGCUCAUCUCCGUCGGACCGCUGCUGGGAUGGAAGCAGGCGCGCUCGCCGGACGACACCGCGUGCGACAUCACCGAGGAGCCCUACUACGCGCUCUUCUCCUCGCUCGUGUCCUUCUACAUCCCGCUGGCCGUCAUCCUCGCCAUGUACUGCCGCGUCUACAUUGUGGCUAAACGCACGAGUCGCAGUUUGGAGCUGGGCGUCCGGAAGGAGAGAAUAAACUCCACGGAAGUCACGCUGAGGAUCCAUCAGGGCUCCAGGACGCGCGAGGAACCGGCGCAGGAGCAGCAUCACCACAACCACCACCACCACCACCAUCAGCAGCAUCAGCGGAGCUCGCUCACGGUCACGGUGUUGAAAUUCUCUCGGGAAAAAAAAGCAGCCAAAACGGUUGGAGUGCUGGUCGGAGCGUUCACCGCGUGCUGGCUGCCCUUCUUCAUCACCUUACCCAUCGUCUCCUUCAACACUGAUCUGCGUCCUCCAGAAACCGUCUUCAAAUUCGUCUUCUGGCUCGGUUACUUCAACAGCUGCGUGAACCCCGUCAUCUACCCGUGUUACAGCCGUGAGUUCCGCCGGGCGUUCGCCCGGAUCCUGCGCUGCCGGACGCGUCGGUCGGUGUGGAGGACGUUUCCUCCUCACGGCACCUCGUCCUGCCAGGCCAGGAAAGACUCCCGGGACUCCAUGGAGAACUUCGGCAGCUACGUGUACGGCAGCCAGAGGACACUGUCCUUCUCCAGCCCGUGUCCCAGUCCUGGUUUCCACAGCAAGGGUCAGUUUCCGUUCUCGGAGCACGGACACGCUCACCCUCACCCUCGGAGCAGGAACAACUCGGUUUUGGUCGAGAGUGUUACAGAUCGGUCUCUGGAGCCUGUCAGGGAGGAUACGCUGCAGGACAACGGACAAAUAAAUCCGAUAAACGCCGAGACGUUCUCUGACGGUCAGACGAGUCAAGUGGCGAAGGACGUUGUUCUCAAACCUAGCGACUAAUAAACUGCCAUCUCAGUGUUUACGUAUCACUAGUUUAAAGAAACGAAGAUCGGACAUAAAUAAAUGAGACGCACACAAUUUCCCAUUUCCCCCGAAUGUUGUCAUUAUCCAAGAUAUGUUUUCUGUCUGAGGUUUGCUUCUUUACUUUUAACGCGAGGCUAAUAUAGCUAGCGGAGGCUUUUAUAGCCACCAGUUUAACUGUGUUCCUUUAAUACAUUCUCUGCUUCAUUAAUAACACUACUAACGUGAUCUUUUCCUUGCUGAUUCUCUCCGAUUAUACACACUCAGUGGGCCUCGUUUAUUAUUAACCUGUUAGUAAUGUUGCAUAGAAAUGUUUUUGUGGCCAAACUGAUGGAAAAUUUCCUGCCAGGUUUACAAAAACAUCUGAUUCCCUUCAUACACACGUACAUACGUCGACCAGCGCCGAUCAGCAUGUUCCUGGCGCUUACUUUGUUGUGCCACGCCCACGAAACACCAUAAAAGGCAAAGAGAGCAGAAAACCGACAAAAAUGGUGACUAAAAAGUGAAAGAGCGCGUCCUGGAUGAAUUGCGCUCUGAAUUUAUGUUUUUUUUGUUUUUUUUAUCAACAUGUUUUUGGUCUUUCGUGGCAUUAAUAUGAAAGGAAAAUUCGCGUUUUUCCAAAACGUUCAUUAAAUCGGUGUGUCGUUGAAAUAACGACGCGAUUUUAAACGUGAUCCUCACCGACUCGUUUCCAGCGAUACGAUCACGAUCGCGGUUCGUGCUUGUGAGCCUCUUUAGGGAAAUUUACACCAAGGCAGAUUUUCAUUAACGUCAUAUUUCUUCUUCAAACGCUCCCGAGAACCAUCUGCGAAUAAAUUUGUCCGUAUUCGUUUUUUGAUCGAACGAGACCCGUGACGUUUCGACAUCGUUUGCUUGCUUUGAUCCUGCGCCGAUUCUCAGAACCGCUUUCAAACCCCAAGCCUCGGUUCCCACAAUCAACAAGGAAGAACACUGUAAAACACCUGACUGAGCCAUGAUCAUCGCAUUUAUUCCGACAGAAGAAGAAAACACCUGUGAAGCUGAGGAUCUUUAUCCUGACACGGCUGUAUGAGAAACCCUGAAGGUCUAAAAUCACACACACACACACACACACACACACACACAGUUCUACAAUUGUGAAGAAAGGUGGAGAAAUCUGGCAGAUUGUUUGGAAUAAAUGAUAUAGAGCGA